Molecule: messenger RNA, 969 nt
Organism: Saccharomycodes ludwigii
Lineage: Eukaryota; Fungi; Ascomycota; Saccharomycetes; Saccharomycodales; Saccharomycodaceae
Gene: OTU1
Product: ubiquitin-specific protease OTU1
Exons: 1
Coding region: 1-969 (322 amino acids)
Biological process (GO): protein deubiquitination; endoplasmic reticulum unfolded protein response
Cellular component (GO): cytosol; nucleus
Molecular function (GO): cysteine-type deubiquitinase activity
Source: RefSeq, a predicted model, not a curated record
AUGAAACUAAAAGUUCAACUAGAUAAUAAAUCAAAUAUUUUACAUUUAGAAAAUAAUAGCAAGCUUUCUGAUCUAGUUCAAAAGAUAUUAGAAACAUUUAAAUCAUCAACCGCCGAUGACGAUCCAGAAGAUAAUAAAUACACUUUAAAAUCUAUUAGAUUUGGUUACCCACCGAAAACAAUUCUUAUUAAGAAUAACACCAACACAAAAAAUGUAAAUAUAAAAGACGAUUCUGAUGAAGAUGCUAGCGAAGAUGAUAAUAAUAUGAGUAAGACACUAAUAGAUUUGGGUAUAAGCUCAGGGGAAAAAAUAAGCGCGGGUUUCGAAAGUGGAAUUGCCAAUGUUAUCUCUAGUAAGGAUGAAAACAAUAUAGCUAAGGUUAAAUUACACACUGUACCAGACGAUAACUCUUGUUUGUUUCAUGCUAUAGCAUACUGUUUAUAUAAACCACACGAUAACUCAGAAUCAGUGAAUUAUGCAAAAAAUUUACGCCAGUUAUGUGCGGAUUAUAUUGUGGCUCACCAAACCGAAUUUAACGCAGCCGUAUUAGGCAAACCAGUUGAGGAAUACAUAAAAUGGAUUACACGUAAUGAUACAUGGGGUGGUGGCAUUGAAAUAGCUAUAUUAUCAAGAAUUUUGCAAGUCGGAAUAUAUGUAUUGGAUGUAGAUAACUUGUCCUUUGACAAAUUUAACGAAGAUUUAGUUAAUGAUAAUGGUUUUAUUUUAAUUGCCUUUAAUGGCGUUCAUUAUGAUGCUAUUGAAUACGAGGGUGCCACGGUUUUAUUUGAUGAAAAGAUAUUGGAUGAAUGCCUAAGCUAUGCCCAUGAAUGGAAACUGCAAGGUUAUACUUUUAAUACUUUUAAUGCAAAAAUAAAAUGCAAUAUUUGCGGCAAAAUACUUAGGGGGGAAAAAGAAGUAUCAAAACAUGCAGAGCAAACCAAACAUUAUGAUUUUGAUCAAAAUCAAUAG